AUGGCUUUGAAAAGUCUCCUUCAGUUUGCAAUCUGCGCGGUUUCCCUCAGGAUCGCGCUUGCGCACCAAGUCCCCUUGGGCAGCACUACUGAACAGCCUGAGACAUGGUUAUCAAAAUACGGUCCACAGAUUGAUCAACCUUUCUCUGGACCAUUGUCAUUUUCUCACAUGCCCUAUUCUCGCUGUCUGGAAGAUGAAUCCGCGCAGUUCGACAUAGCAGUUCUCGGUAUGCCCUUUGACACGGGUACUUCUUACCGCCCUGGCGCUCGCUUUGGACCCUAUGCGAUUCGUUCAGGCAGCAGAAGACAGAGGGAGGCUCGUGGAUAUAGCUUGGCUUGGGGCAAUAACCCGUACGAGCAAGGAUCAAAAAUACUUGAUUGUGGCGAUGUUCCGAUCAUUCCCUUUGACAAUGUUCUUGCCAUGGACCAAAUGCAGGUCGCAUACUCCACCUUGUUAGAUCGUCCUAUCGCCUCCGAUCAGCCUGUUUGGGUGAAGGGUGCUCAGCUUGCGAAGGACGGACGCGAGCAUCCAAGGAUCGUCAGCCUUGGAGGCGAUCACACGAUCGUGCUCCCAAUUCUUCGUGCUCUUAACAAGGUAUACGGACCUGUUUCGGUCAUUCACUUCGAUGCACACCUCGACACCUGGAAUGGAUAUCCGGGAACUGUGUCUGAGCAAUCGCGCAUUACCCACGGAACGUUCUUUUACGUAGCUAAUGAAGAAGGUUUGGUUUCGAACUCGAGCAUCCAUGCUGGUAUUCGAUGCAAACUAGUGGGACUUGAAGACAUUCAAAACGAUGAAUCGGUUGGAUUCCACUUCAUUACGAGCGAUGACAUUGAUGAUCACGGGGUUCCCGCGAUCAUCAAGCGCAUACGGGAGCGUGUUGGUGACACCCCUGUCUACUUGAGUUUAGAUAUUGAUGUCAUUGAUCCUGGUCUUGCACCUGCUACGGGAACUCCCGAGGCAGGAGGCUGGACGAGUAGGGAGGUCAAACGAAUCAUUCGUGGCCUAGCCGGAUUGAACUUCGUUGGCGCCGACAUAGUAGAGGUCGCCCCUGUCUAUGACCAUGCCGAAAUCACAGGCACGGCUGCGGCUGACCUAGUCCACGAUUUUCUAUCGAUGUUCAUGUCUCAGUCUCCUCCCACGCCACACGCACUUCCAGGUUCUUGGCCUCGCGAUGAACUUUGA
Molecule: messenger RNA, 1185 nt
Organism: Suillus paluster
Lineage: Eukaryota; Fungi; Basidiomycota; Agaricomycetes; Boletales; Suillaceae
Product: arginase deacetylase
Exons: 9
Coding region: 1-1185 (394 amino acids)
Molecular function (GO): agmatinase activity; metal ion binding
Source: RefSeq, a predicted model, not a curated record